UAUUUUGGUCCCUGGUUCAGCCCGGCCCAGGCCACGGGGACGGGGACGGCCGAGGGGGUCCCUCCGCUCCCUCCUCGUGCCCUCAGAAGGCGCCGCUCUCUUCUGGAUCGCUCCCGUCCGCUCGGCUGGAGAAGCUUCUGGAGAACUGGGCACCGCUUUAAGAGCAGCAGGGACCGAACGCAGAGCGCAGACGCAGGGAGAACCCAAGGCCAGCAUGGCUUUACUGUGCUACAACAGAGGCUGCGGACAGAACUAUGCGCCCGACCAGAAUAAGGAUGAUUCCUGUCUCUUCCAUCCAGGAGUUCCCAUCUUCCACGAUGCUCUGAAGGGUUGGUCCUGCUGCAGGAAGAGGACCACAGACUUCUCAGAGUUCCUCUCCAUCAAGGGCUGCACCCGCGGUCGCCACAGCAACACAAAGCCCCAGGAGCCUCUGCGGCCGGAGGUGUCGUCCGAUAAGGCUGAGGUCAAACACAGCGACAGCCGGGAGAUAAUCUACCAGGGGCCCAAAUCUGCCGAGAAACUACAGAAGGAGCGGCCGAGUUCAGACGAGCCCAGAACCAAGCUGCCCCAGAAAGUGUCAGCAUCUCUGGUUCAGGCGCUCGACAAGCUGGAAAUUAGCAAACGAGCCGAGCUGGAGCAGAAAGAAAGCGCCGUCGUACCAGGGACCCGAUGCAAGAACUCUGGCUGCAAAGCGGUUUAUGAAGGUCCAGAGACCAGCGUGGAGGCCUGCACCCACCACCCCGGGGCGCCCGUCUUCCACGAGGGCUACAAGUACUGGAGCUGCUGCUGCAUUAAGACCAUAGACUUUAAUGCGUUCCUUGACCAGAAGGGCUGCACCACAGGGAAGCACCGCUGGGUCCAGAGACAGGACAAGAAGAAGGUGGCCUGUCGCCACGACUGGCACCAGACGGCCAGAGACGUGGUCGUGACCAUUUACGCCAAGAACGCGAACCCGGACGUCUCCUCCGUGGAGGCCAACGGGACCGUGCUUUCCUGUGAAAUCCAGUUUGAGAACAACAAGGUUUUCAAGCGCGAGUUUCACCUCUGGGGCGUGGUCGACGUCAAGCACAGCUCGGUGCACAUGGUCCCGUCCAAAGUGGAGAUCUCGCUGCGCAAAGCCGACCAGGUGUCCUGGGGCAAGCUGGAGGACCCCAACCACAAGGCGGAGCCCGAGCCCAUAGAGGAGUCCGCCGCCGAGUCGCACCGGGCCGACUGGGACAUCGCCGACGACGACAUCAGCGACUCGGACGAAGAAUGGGCCUACGACACGCCAGAAAACAGGAAGCGGGAGGACAAGGACCAGCAGGUGGAGCAGGAGCAGAUCCUACAGACAAAGCAGGAGGUGGAGGAGGAGAUGAAGAAGGCCAUGGAGGAGAUGAGGAGAGCGGAGGAGGAGAAGAAAAGGCUGAAGGAGGAGAGGAAGAUGGAGGAGGAGGGCUACGAAGACAUGCCUGAUCUGGAAUAAGGGAGCGCCACUGAACUUCUGAGUGAAACUCCUGUUGACAAAACAUGAGUCACGCUGAACCAGUUUCCACGGCUUGUUACUGUUCAUUACUCAUUAGGGGCUUUACUCCACUACACAUUCAAACCCCAAGCUACAGGUCACAACACUAGAAAUGACAUCACCUACGUUGAUAUAACGAGUCAACGUAAAAGUGAGUUGAGUCCAGCUAUUAGUCAGAUCCACUUACCUGAUUGACUUUCAACCUGAAACUGACCACAGAUGAGUGAAACAGAGUUUGGCUUGUUUUCGUGCACGUGAACAAUCACCACACCAGCUUCAGUAAAUCAUUUAAUCUCCAAAGGUUUUGCCAUGACGUCGUCUUUGUUUUACACUUCACACAACAACACGAUAAAACACCUCGCAACGUACACGGUCGUGCAACAUCAAGUCUGACUCCCACGACGCACGAGCCGCUCGGGUUCGCGGCGUCUGGAGGUCGACGCGGGACUUGAAUUUCAGCUUCUUCAGCGUUUCAGUCCGAAUGACAGCGAGGUUGGAAAAGCAAAGAGUCAAUAAAAAUCAGUGGCUAGAAGACGGUUA
Betta splendens (Siamese fighting fish) is the source of this 2044-nucleotide messenger RNA. RefSeq lists its product as uncharacterized. The coding region runs from base 215 to 1465 and encodes 416 amino acids. The record is from RefSeq and is a predicted model, not a curated record. NCBI's taxonomy places the organism in Eukaryota, Metazoa, Chordata, Actinopteri, Anabantiformes, Osphronemidae. The transcript has 11 exons.